This is a messenger RNA of Solea solea (common sole), 1313 nucleotides long. RefSeq names its product transmembrane protein 221 (gene tmem221). The record is from RefSeq and is a predicted model, not a curated record. The transcript is spliced from 3 exons. NCBI's taxonomy places the organism in Eukaryota, Metazoa, Chordata, Actinopteri, Pleuronectiformes, Soleidae. Bases 216 to 1127 code for a protein of 303 amino acids.
GCAACGAGGAAAAACACGGCAAACACUGAUUCUGGAAAGGACAAAGUUUUCAUCCUGGACCUGGAAGGACACACGGGAACUUUUUUUAUUAACACGCUGCGAUGCCAGCGCUCUGCGGUGGGGGAGUUUAGGAUCCGUGGUUUUUAAAGAGCUGGAACCAGCAGAGAUUUUUCUUUGGUGAAAUCUAACGUGAAAGCUGGAUUUUCAGCACAAACAUGACGCACAAGUACAGCCAGCGGUCUCUCAUUGUCCUGUCUCUGCUGGGGAUUUUAUCCGCCAUCAUGUCUGUUUUAUCGGUCACCUUGAUUUUCCAGCUCCACUCUCAACGGGCGUCCGUGAAGGACUCUCCCCCCUCCACGUCCACGCUGAUGCCCGCUCAUGUGUGGACCGUCCUGCUGCCGGUGUCCACGGUUCUCUGUGCUCUGUCCCUCACCCUCCAUCUCUGCUCUGUGGUGGUUUGUCUCCUGCACAGUUACUUCUGCACAGAAGUCUGCAGAGGAGAGCAGGACACUGACAGAGCAGACUGGUUCCUUUUAGACAGCAGAGCUGUUCGACACGUGGCUGUUGGACUGUUCUGCCUGGGUGUUUCUGUUUAUCUGGCAGCAAUGUCCAUCUUCAUGCUCCUAACAUUUGAGGUGGAGACGGGUAUAGCCAGUGCCUGUGUCCUCGCUUCAGGAAUCCUGAUUUUGCUGCUGGUUGUAAUCCACUCUCUGGUCAAAGCUGCCUGUAGCAGUAAGCACUAUCACAGAGACCACCUCGACACGCUCUUCCAGAACGACCAUGGAAGAGGCAACACGCCCGUGUCUCGGCCCUGCGAGCUCAAUAUCGGCGUGGACAAACCACGAAUGCACCGCAGCCAGUCUCACCUCCAACAUCAGCUCUCCUACACUCAGCGAGAGCAAUACCAGCAACAGCAGUGUUCUCCUGCUAGAGGCUCACAGGGCCUUGCUAGUGACAAAGAUGGCUACAGCAGCGGUGGAAGCUGCCCCCGAAUGCACAGGACCCUGUCUACUGAAUCUGGUAUACUACAGUCCCAGGCUAAACCCUGGAAUGGAGUCAACAAUGAGAUGAGGAGUGUCCUUGCUCGCAAGUCAGGGAUUUCUGCUAAAGAUUCUACUCUUGUGUGACAGAAAGAAAGCUGAUCUUUUGAGUAAACCAAUAGGUUACGGCACUGGUGACUUUCAUGUACAGUAUAUCAAAAAACACUAUAGACAACAGUCAUUUCAAAUGUACCUGUCAAUCUGUAGUGUCUUGCACUCAUGCUUAUUCUUACUGAUUAUAGACAACACUGAACCAAGAUUGACAAACAUUUC